Fusarium tjaetaba is the source of this 4881-nucleotide messenger RNA. RefSeq names its product ABC transporter. The transcript has a single exon. Gene Ontology annotation, biological process: lipid transport; transmembrane transport. NCBI's taxonomy places the organism in Eukaryota, Fungi, Ascomycota, Sordariomycetes, Hypocreales, Nectriaceae. The coding region runs from base 1 to 4881 and encodes 1626 amino acids. Gene Ontology annotation, molecular function: ATP binding; ABC-type transporter activity; lipid carrier activity. Gene Ontology annotation, cellular component: intracellular membrane-bounded organelle; membrane. The record is from RefSeq and is a predicted model, not a curated record.
AUGACUUUCAUCAAACAGGUCGGGACCCUAAUGGGCAAGAAUUUCCGCAUUCUUUUAAUGCGCCAUCUUGCACUAUGCAUCUGGAUGGCCUUUAUCUUACCCAUCUUCUUGGCCGCGCUCUUUAGUUUUACAAAGAACCUCCUGGUGCCUCCAGCGGAAUACGGUAUCGGCAAGCCAACACCACUUAUCGACCUCGGCGAUGCCAUCAAGAAAGCAAGCAACAGUGGACGUAAGAAAUUGGUCCUCGUCAACAACAAUUUCACGGAAGGGAAUAUUGGUCGGGUGUUCAGCACUGUGACGCAACAAUUCCAAGAUGCUGCCGAGUCUGCAGACGUCAACUUUGAGGUCAUCUCCAUCGAACGUGAACAGGACUUAAGGGCAGAAUGCCCUAGUAACUUGAGGGGAUUGACAAGAUGCUUUGGUGCUGUCGUCAUGCUUUCGUCGCCUGAUCAAGGCCCUGGGGGCCUUUGGAACUACACCAUUCGGGCUGAUGGAGACUUCGGUCGCGCAGGCAGAAAAUUCGAAAUCAGCAAAUCGAACGACCAGCAGAUCUAUGUAAUCCCGCUUCAACACUCCGUCGACAGAGCUAUUUCCCUUGCCAAUAGUUCAAGUACCAACGAACUCAAUGGCACUCAAGAAUACCCCUACACCACCUUGACCCCUGAGGAGCGUGACCGAGAGAUUCGUACACGAUUCCAAAAGGUCAUAAGGGACUGGAUGGGUGUCGCAUUUCUGGGAACCGUUGUCUGGAUCACAUAUCAUCUUACUGGUUUCAUCGCUACAGAACGCGAAAGUGGCAUGUCCACAUUGAUCGAUGCUAUGAUGCCGAUACGGAAACCGUGGCUAGCCAUGGUCGCCAGGAUUAUUGCGCACCACAUUUCAUUCUCUCUCAUCUACCUGCCAGCAUGGAUAAUCGGCUCCAUUAUUGUUCGCGGUGGUGUUUUCGCCAAGACCAGCGUUGGUAUUGUCCUCGUUUUCCACGUUCUCAUUGGCCUUGCGUUCUCUUCUAUAUCCAUGUUGUUUGCAUCCUUCUUCCGAAAGGCCCAGCUGAGUGGUAUUACCGCCAUCCUGGUUGUCGCCCUACUCGGAAUUCUUUCGCAAGUCCUCUCUUCUCCUGGUACUGUCUCUGUCGCCGUUCUUUCGAUCUUCUUCACCCCUUGCGCCUUCGUGUUCUUUAUCAGCAACAUGGCAUGGUUCGAGGAGCAGGAAAUGCCGACUGACUUGCUAAAAGCGGCACCUAAUAGCCCGUCAAAACUCCCAGGUAUUGUUAUCUGGAUAUUCUUGAUCAUCCAGAUAUUUGCUUAUCCAUUGAUUGGGGCAUUUAUCGAGCAUGCUCUGUAUAGCAAUGAUACGCCAGGUCGAAAAAUAUUGCAUAACCAAACUGAUGUGGACCGAAUUGGUAGCAAUGCUGUGCAAUUGCGACAAUUCUCAAAAACGUACAAACCUAGCAUCUUUUCAAGAUUGUUCCGCCGAGGCCCCAAUAAGAAGCCGCCUGUUCUCGCCGUCAACGGGCUGGAUCUCGAUAUUGGCCAGGGGCAAAUUGUCGCACUUUUGGGUGCCAAUGGCAGUGGAAAGAGCACCACGCUCGAUGCUAUUGCAGGCAUGAACAAAUUGACGAGUGGAUCGAUCAAAAUCGAUGGCAGAGGUGGACUUGGUAUCGCUCCCCAAAAGAACGUGCUCUGGGACGACUUGACAGUGGAAGAGCACAUCAGAAUCUUCAAUCACCUAAAGGCUCCCAACGCCAGGGCUACCACACAAGAGAUUGAAGAUCUGAUCAGAUCCGUCGAUCUCUACAAAAAGCGAAAGGCUUUUGCAAAGACUCUCUCGGGUGGUCAGAAGCGCAAGCUCCAACUGGGACUCAUGUUGACGGGAGGAAGCGCUGUGUGUUGCGUUGACGAAGUCAGCAGUGGCAUUGAUCCGCUGUCGAGACGAAAGCUUUGGGACAUCAUUCUGGCUGAGCGUGGUAGACGCACGAUGAUUUUGACCACCCACUUUUUGGACGAGGCCGAUCUUCUUGCCGACCAUAUCGCCAUUCUUUCGAAGGGAACUCUGCGUGCAGAAGGCUCCUCAGUGGCCUUGAAGGACAAUAUGGGCGGCGGUUACAGAGUUCAUGUUCCCAAGGACAUUGGGAUUCGAGAAACCCCAGACAUUGAUCAAGUUGCGAAGAAGGAUGCCUUCGACCUCAUCACAUACACUGCUCCCACCUCGCAGCUCGCAGCUGUUGUCAUUAAGAGUCUUGAAGCUGCUGGUAUCAAAGAAUAUCGCUUCUCGGGCCCGACUAUCGAGGAUGUUUUCCUCCAGGUUGCCGAGGAGAUCAGAGACGAAGAAGCGUUCCGCAACGCAAACCACCCCUUGUCUGUCCCAUCAUCCGAAAAGGUCGCCUCCAAAGAGAAGGAAGGCGAAAAUCCAGGGUUGGCGCUUACAAAUGGACAACGAGUCGGAUACUUGAAACAAAGUUUGAUUCUGUUCCGCAAGCGUCUCACUAUUCUGAAGCGGAAUCGAUUUUUGUAUCUGCUAGCCUUUCUUCUUCCAAUCUUCGCUGGCGGAUUGACUUCCCUUUUUAUCAUUAACGAAAGUACGGCCAGUUGCGUGCCAGGGGACCAAUCAAGGAAAGCUGCUGCUCAGGGACUAAACGUGUUCGAUCCAAGGGAAGGAGGAGACAACAUUGCACUGCGCCUCUUAGCUGGGCCAAGGUCAAAGUUGAGCACUGACUUGUUCCGCCUCAUAAAUCCCAUGUUAAAGGGUAACGCUGGAAGUGAAACCCAAAGGGGGUUCGACAUAAACGAUCUUAGCUUGGUCGACACUUUCCAGCAAUUCAAAGACAAGAUCGAGACGGAUCGAAAGAACAUCACCGGAGGAAUUUGGCUGGGCAAUGACGAGCAAGGUCCUACAUUUGCAUGGGUCGCUAAUCUUGCCAUCGUGGUGCCUAUAUUCGCGCAGCAGAUGCUGGAUGUCGUAAUGUCCAACGUCAGUAUCGCAACGUCUUGGGCUCCUUUUGAACUUCCCGUGAAUGACACGACGGGUAGUUCACUUCAAAUGAUUGUAUACAUGUCGAUCGCUCUCUCGGUCUAUCCUGCAUUUUUCGCACUCUACCCAAGCAACGAGCGGCGCAAGUUCAUUCGCGGUUUACAAUACUCCAAUGGUGUCCGGCCAUUACCACUCUGGAUAGCCUACCUCCUGUUUGAUCUAAUCAUUGUCCUGGUCAGCACAGCCAUCGUGGUGGCGAUAUGGGCCGGUGUCUCCGAUAUCUGGUUCAACAUUGGUUACGUCUUCCUCGUCUUGUUCCUAUACGGAAUAGCUUCGACAGUCUUUGCGUACCUUGUCUCCCUCUUCACUAAAACACAGCUUGGAACGUACGCAUGGGCAGCGGCGAGCCAGACUCUCAUUCUUGUCGUCUACAUCAUUGCGUACAUGUCGGUGUUGACUUACUCGCCCGUGACCAAGGUUGACAGCUCCUUGCGCCUUGUUCACUUUGUCAUUUCUGCAUUCGCCCCCAUUGGCUCAGCACUGAAGGCUCUUUUUAUCUCUACAAACCUUUUUUCUACGGCAUGCGAUGGCAAUAGCCUGACCGAAAACCCAAGCGGCAUCUUGUACUAUGGUGGACCCAUUCUGUACCUCAUCCUUCAAUCACUCAUCUUCUUUGGUCUUUUGAUUUGGCUCGAUACUGGUACAGCGGGAGCCUCACUUCGAGGUCUCUUCCGGGGAGGAGACAAAGCUGAAUCAGAUGAGGAACAUGUUGAUGAAGACAUCAUUGAUGAGCGCGAGAAAGUCACUCGUAAUGAGGGGCAUGAGCAUGGUCUCCGAAUUAUGCACCUGACGAAGAGCUUCCGCGACAACAUAGCUGUUGACAACGUCACCUUUGGUAUCAAGCGUGGUGAAGUUUUUGCUCUACUUGGUCCGAAUGGUGCAGGAAAAUCAACGACCAUUUCUCUCAUCAGAGGUGAUAUCAAGCCGGACCGAAAUGGAGGCGAUGUGUUGGUGGAAGAUAUAUCCGUCAGCAAGAACCUCGCAGGUGCUCGAGCCAACCUGGGUGUCUGCCCUCAGUUCGAUGCUAUGGAUCAGAUGACGGUACGUGAGCAUCUCGAAUUCUACGCCAAGAUCAGAGGUGUCACCGACAUCGAACACAACGUGCGGGCUGUUAUGCAGGCGGUAGGGCUCGAGUCAUUCUCUACGCGGAUGGCGCAUGCUCUAUCUGGAGGCAACAAACGAAAACUGAGUUUGGGAAUCGCUCUGAUGGGCAAUCCCACUGUUGUGCUUCUGGAUGAGCCUUCGUCUGGUCUCGAUGCUGCUUCAAAGCGUGUUAUGUGGAGAACACUCGAGGCGACAAUCCCUGGAAGAUCAAUUCUUCUCACGACACACAGCAUGGAGGAAGCAGAUGCAUUGGCUGGUCGUGCUGGUAUUCUUGCUCGAAGGAUGCUUGCUCUGGGAACUCCAGAUAACCUUCGACAUCGCUUCGGCGAUGCCUUGCAUAUUCACCUUGUCGCCAAAAGUGCCCCUCGUACUACUCAGGAGGAGAUGGACCGAAUGACAAACUGGAUUCGGCAAACUUUGCCCUCAGCCGAUGUUGAUGAGAAAACAUAUCACGGCCAGAUCCGCUUUUCAGUGCGCGCUGGCCAAGUCCUCGCAGCAACUUCUGGUCGUAAGGAGGAAGAGAUCUCAAGCGACCGAGAGGUUGAUCUGAGCCAGAGUGCCAUUGGACACCUAGUAGUGUUGCUGGAGGAGAACAAGGCAGAACUCGGCGUGGGUCACUACAGUGUUAUGCCAACAACACUGGACCAGGUUUUCUUGACUAUCGUUGGACAACACAACGUGAAGGAAGAGAACUCAGAAGAGAAGAAGCAAAGCAUUUGGCGCAAAAUCUGGAUGUUUGGGAGAUCAUAA